AUGUCAACUCAAAUUCUUUCUGAAAAACUUCAAUUCGGAACCAAAAUCAAAGGUCAUGUUAAUAUUGACACUUAUAGUUAUCAUCAACAUUUAAAACUUUCACCUGAUGAUAUUUGGCUAGCUAUUGCCUUGGGAGUCAGCAAAAAAGAAAUUAAUGUUUAUGUUGAUGGCCUUUUGGAUUUUAGUGGUGAAUAUAUUGGAGGAAAUUGGGACCAAGCGGUUCAACGGUUAACUGAUGCAACUGAUAGUCAAGUUAAAGAUGAAGUUGGAAUAAAAAGAUUAUUAGAAUGUAAUUUUACAACUACAACUCCUACUACAAAAACUGCUAGUAAUAUCAUAUUAUUAGAUACUGUCAAGUCCUAUUUUGAUUAUAGAAUGUCAACUUGUUGUGGCAUUCCAAAGAUCACUUUGACUGGUACUUUAGAAGAUUGGAUGAAAAUUCAAGAAAAAUUAGUUCAAUUAAGUAAAUUAAAUUUGGAUUUAGAUUUUUGGUUAAAUAAAUUAGAUCCAAUUGUUGGGGAAUUUGUUUCGACUUAUAAAGGUGAAAUACAUGAAGAUUUUUGGAGUAGAGUUUUGUCUUACCAAUCUUAUGGCUCUGAUGAGCCUACUUUAAGUGGUUGGAUUACCAUGUUCUUUCCUUAUACUUGUGAUGGUCAUCCUUUAGGAGGAAUUGCGGAAUUAGGUGAUUUACCUUAUGGUCGAGUUAGUGUACCCUUUAUCGGUAGUUUUGAUGAAGUCAGCAUGGAUUUAAAGCUGCAACUUGUUACGGGUUUUAUAGGCCACAAACAAGAAAGUGUUAACAAUAAUGAUGGUGAUGUAGAAAUUAUUGUUUCACCUGUAAUUAGUUGGGCGAUUGCUGAAAAUAAUGAAUUACAAGCUGACAGUUAA
Molecule: messenger RNA, 888 nt
Organism: Entrophospora sp. SA101
Lineage: Eukaryota; Fungi; Glomeromycota; Glomeromycetes; Entrophosporales; Entrophosporaceae
Source: the annotation of a GenBank genome assembly